This is a messenger RNA of Calypte anna (Anna's hummingbird), 3466 nucleotides long. It is a transcript of the gene FGFR1OP2, whose product is annotated as FGFR1 oncogene partner 2. The record is from RefSeq and is a predicted model, not a curated record. Gene Ontology annotation, biological process: response to wounding. Bases 239 to 892 code for a protein of 217 amino acids. NCBI's taxonomy places the organism in Eukaryota, Metazoa, Chordata, Aves, Apodiformes, Trochilidae. The transcript is spliced from 6 exons.
CGGCGGCGGUGGUGGUGAUAGCGGUGGGGCGUCCUCUGCCGAGAGCGGCGGCCGCCCGGUGCCGCUGGUAGGGAGCGCGGCCGCCCUCGCCUCACGCAGCCCCGCCCACUGGCGGGGAUACACCGCCCCCACCCCUCCCCCGCUUCCCCCUUGCGGCCCGCCGCCAUUUGACAGCGGGGCGGGCCGGUCGGGGCUUCACCCCACUACCCGGCGCCGGGCGCUGCCGGAGCAGCCGGUCAUGAAAAUGAGUUGCACAAUUGAAAAAGCCUUAGCAGAUGCAAAAGCACUGGUGGAACGGCUACGGGAACAUGACAACGCAGCAGAAGCUCUUAUUGAACAGACUACAGCUCUUAACAAGAGGGUUGAAGCAAUGAAACAGUACCAAGAAGAAAUUCAAGAGCUCAAUGAAGUAGCAAGACAUCGUCCUCGGUCUACGUUAGUGAUGGGUAUCCAACAAGAAAACAGACAGAUCAGGGAACUGCAACAGGAAAAUAAAGAAUUACGCACAUCUCUUGAAGAACACCAGUCUGCUUUGGAACUCAUCAUGAGCAAGUACAGAGAACAGAUGUUUAGGUUGCUUAUGGCAAGCAAAAAGGAUGAUCCAAGUAUAAUAAUGAAGUUAAAAGAGCAACAUUCCAAGGAGCUACAAGUACAUGUGGACCAAAUUACAGAAAUGGCAGCAGUAAUGAGAAAAGCCAUUGAAAUUGAUGAAAAGCAGGGCUGUAAAGAGCAGGAACGUAUCAUUCAGCUUGAGAAAGAAAAUAAAGGUUUGAGAGAAAUUCUACAAAUAACUAGAGAAUCAUUCCUGAACCUCAAGAAAGAAGAUGCAUCAGAGAGCACAUCUCUAUCAGGAUUAGUAACAAACAGUGAUUUGAGCCUGAGGAAAAGCUAAAGACUGUGGAAAUCAACAAGCUUCAGUUGCACACUUUACAAAUGGAGCAUCAGGGGUCACUUGUCAAGCACUUGUUACUGAAUAGGGCACCAGCAGGCUAAUGCAUCUUAAACUCCAGUUUAGUGGCUUUUAUACUGCAUAAAAUGAAUUAAAAUUGGUAUUUUACAAAAAACAUAGUGACAGAUAAAUUGCCAUAGAUCUAACUUCAGUAGGAAAUGGAUUAAUGCAGUUACUGAAUUGGGAAUUAUUUUUAUAUGAAGUUGUUUUACAGGUAAGAGAGGAGAUUUCACCUGGUUUAUCUAAGUUAUUGCUCAUACAAAGUUUCAGUGCACCUAUUAUAAAAUAAAGGUAAGAUUCAAGGUUUGAUCUCUGGCUAAAAGUCAUAAGUCACAAGUAUGAUUUAUGCAUAAUUCACAUUUUUUCCUUCUAAUAAGUUUUUAAUGUAUUCUCAUUUUGCAACAAACCUUUUCAAUGGAAAGGGUAUGCAGGCAGCAUAGAUCUUGAAGAUUUCUGUUAUUUGGCCACAAGAUACCCUGUUCUAAUACAAGGCAAAUUCUUUAAACAUAAGCAACGCUUUUGCAGUUGUUUUUUUUUUAAUUGAACAAGUCUUUAAAAACACAUGUACUUAAUUGUAUUUUCAAAACAUGAAAAGAGCUGCUUCCACAUUACUGCUUUCUGGAACGUAGUAGGCAUAGUAUCAUUCUGCCUUAGCUUUUACUUUUUAGAAGAGAAAACCUGGUGAGAAGGCACAUUGUAGGUAAGAAGCCACAUUGGUCCCAUUGAUUUCUUCUUGUGAUUGCCUGCCCAAACUUUGUGACUGGGAAACAACAGUUUGAAAGCAGCAGAAAGGUGGCUGGGGGAAGGAAGGAGAAGUGCUGUGAUCGAGUUAGCAGCCUGCAUGCCUGCAGCCAGUACUCUUAAUUUCUUUUAAGUACUAUGCAGUCAUCAAGAAGGUUAAGUAAGUUUCAGGCAUGUUAUGUUUUCACUAGGACAUGUUUCAAUAUGCUGUACUGACAAAUAGAGUGCUCACUUUUAAUCCUGAAACACUUGGAGAAGUGAAAAAGAGUUAGCUUUUCUAGGGCAAAGGGCAGCUUAUAUUGUAUGCAAACACAACAGGCUACACAAGACAGAUAUAACUUGUAUGCUACACAAGACAGGCUUGUAGUAAAGAGAUGACAGAAUAAUUUUCUAUUUGGCUUUUGUUUAUCAGGUUAUUGCUUCUUGGUCAAGGCAGCAAGAAAGUUCCUAGAGUUGAUGUGCAUUACCACUUAAUGCAUGCUUUAUUUGGAAUAACAGUCAAAGAAGCAGAAUGAAAAGUUUAAACCACAGAAAACCAUAGAUGUACAAACACCAUCCACACUUGAAUAAUUUGGCUGUUUAAUAACUCAGCUAGCAAAAUGAGCUGAAGUCUUACUCUGAAGUAAACUUUCAUAUAAUCAGUUUGAUUUUCAGUUGCAAUAAUGCAAAAAAAGAACAAGAUAUCAGGCACUUCUACAUAUGGCAGUUUAAAUCCAGCUUCCUUUGACUCAGUACAGCUUCCCUGGGCUCAAGAUAAAUGCCCCACAUCUAAGGGUGAGCUUGCAUUGCCUGUGAAUUAAUUUAUGGGCAGCUAAAUAUUUUAGUUUUGUUGCUCUCAGUUGCUGACCCCCAGUUCCCAUAGUGUUUAAGAAAAACAGGUGGUGGGAGAGGAGCAUUUAACUGAGACAAUAAAUGCUAAUAUUCAGUUAACUACUAUGCUAAGAAAUGCAGUUGAAAGGACAUAAACCAAGCUUUCCAAUUUUUCACAGCAUUUUUUAUAAAUGGAGAAACUGCUACUUCUUCCAGAUCAUCUUAGCUUGUUUCUAGACUUAAGAAUACAGUCAGGACAUUGAUGGGCAUGGAUAAAAAAGUAUUAACCAUUUCCAACUUGCUAAACAUCUGCAGGGCAUAUUUCUGCUCAAGUACAGAACCUAUUGUCUAUCAUUAUCUCUAAAACUUUGCCAGUGCUUCUAUAAUUUAGAUUUUGCAUUUCUACUGUAGCUUGCAAGCUGGUGAUUUAACAGAAGCAACACUUUUUUUUUUUUUUUAAUGGAGUGUGUUUUGGUGUUGCAAACGUAGAAUAAAAUUUUGUUUCCGUUGAUUAAGUUAUUCUUUUUACAAGUGUCUUUUCAGCCACUGACUGAUUUUCAGAGGCAUUUAUAUCCAUUUAAUGCUGAAUGCAGUUUCAUGGCUGACUUUCUGGUUUGUCUUUCAAAUAGUCUCUAGAGUUGUAUAUCAGAGAAAGGUUGUUGGUCUGUGGCAGUUCUUUAAGGUUGCUCUAUUAUGAAAUAAUGCUUGAUUAGUGUUUAUUUUUGUAAAUUAAAAUAAUGUGACUUAAUUUAUCUAUCCCUAGUCUUCACGUUUGAUACGUCUCCCCUGUCAUUCCCCUGUCCUGAUCACUUUAGGAUUUUAAAGAACCUUCACAGUGUGUGGAGUGACUAUUUUUCAUUGCAUACCUGUUAUUUUUGUAAUGCAGAUGGCUUGAAAAGAGUUUAUGGCUAGAAUUGUGUACUGUACAGUAAACUUAUUUUAUCAAUAAAGUUGACUGAAAAUAUC